AUGCAUCUUCGAAUCGAAGCCAGAGAGAGAGAGGAGAGAGAGAGAGAUGGUAAGAGCCCCUUCUAUGACAAAAGUGGACUGAAGAAAGGGGCAUGGAGUCCUGAAGAAGACGACACGUUAAGAGUCUAUAUUGAAGAACAUGGCCAUGUGAACUGGCGUUCGCUUCCCAAAUUUGCCGGUGCACUGAGAUGGACCAACUACCUUCGACCGGGUGUAAAACGGGGAAAUUACACUCAACAAGAAGACGAUUUGAUCCUCAAAUUGCAUGAAGAAUUUGGAAAUAAAUGGUCAAUGAUUGCAGCAAAAUUGCCUGGAAGAACAGACAAUGAAAUCAAAAAUCAUUGGAACACCCGCUUUAAGAAGCGAGCAAAGCAAAAUCCAACAUCAUCUCAAUUAGCCAAAGAGCAGCCUUGUAAGCACGAGUCUUCCCCAACUGUAACCAGCCAAAACACAGAAUUAGGAGCUCAAAGUGGUCCAAAAUUUGAUGCUUCUGUUCACCAAAUUUUGGAGAGCUCUCCCUUGUCUCCCGAAACAUUUUCCAGUGACUCCUCCUCCCUGAGCUCCAAUCAGGCAUCUGCAUCUACUACUACGAGUUGGUUUAAUGAAUCGAGUGGAGAUUUUUGGACCGAACCAUUUCAAUGUAUGUCCAAAGUGAUGCCAACAUGGCAAGAGAAUAUUGAUUAA
Molecule: messenger RNA, 684 nt
Organism: Prunus armeniaca (apricot)
Lineage: Eukaryota; Viridiplantae; Streptophyta; Magnoliopsida; Rosales; Rosaceae
Source: the annotation of a GenBank genome assembly